This is a messenger RNA of Xenopus tropicalis (tropical clawed frog), 4325 nucleotides long. It is a transcript of the gene six4, whose product is annotated as SIX homeobox 4. The coding region runs from base 52 to 2505 and encodes 817 amino acids. The record is from RefSeq and is a predicted model, not a curated record. Lineage: Eukaryota; Metazoa; Chordata; Amphibia; Anura; Pipidae. Gene Ontology annotation, molecular function: DNA binding; DNA-binding transcription factor activity, RNA polymerase II-specific. Gene Ontology annotation, biological process: regulation of transcription by RNA polymerase II; regulation of DNA-templated transcription. Gene Ontology annotation, cellular component: nucleus; cytoplasm. The transcript has 3 exons.
GACGGCCAGUCUACCAUUCCAUAGGCUCCUCCCCUGUCCCUGCACCGGCCAAUGGAGCUAGCAGCUCCGGGCCAGGACGUUCCUGCCGGAGUUUGCAGUUGUGUAGUAGUCACGUUGGGAACCGAGGCUAUCCGUUUACAGUUUGAGGGGGGGUUAGAAAAAAAGAACAACAACAACGCGCACAACAACCCCCCCUCUAUCUACUAUGAUUUCUGCGCGGCCGCUGGAAACCUGAUCGGCUCCAUAGAGAAGGGGAGGACUUUAUUUUUGAAGAAAAGGGGGGAGCAAAAAAUGUCUUCCCCUACUUCCAACGGGAUAGGGAAUGCAAUAGAGAUCAAGCAGGAAAAUGCCCUGGAAAGCGGCGAGAGUGAGGUUGCGGCGGAGCUAAGCGCGUUGGAGCCUGCGCCCUUCUCUAUGGAGCAUGCUGGCCAAGUGGAGACCGAGUCCGGCAUCAAGAACGAACUUUUACCCGGCGGGGGCGCCCCAUAUACCCUGGCAUUCUCCCCGGAGCACGUCGCCUGCGUGUGCGAGGCUCUGCAGCAAGGUGGGGACCUGGACAGGCUGUCUCGCUUCCUGUGUUCGCUCCCCCACAGCGAGCUGCUACGUGGCAACGAGAGUAUCCUGAAAGCCCGGGCGCUCGUAACGUUCCACCAGGGCAGGUACUCCGAGCUCUUCCUGCUGCUGGAGAGCCACAACUUCCACCCGUCCAACCACGCCGCGCUGCAGGAGCUCUGGUACAAGGCGCGCUAUAUCGAAGCGGAGAAGGCCCGGGGGAGACCGCUGGGGGCGGUGGACAAAUACCGGCUGAGAAGGAAGUUUCCCCUGCCCCGCACCAUCUGGGACGGCGAGGAGACCGUCUACUGCUUCAAGGAGAAGUCCCGCAACGCGCUCAAAGAGCUCUACAAGCACAACCGCUACCCGUCCCCUGCCGCCAAGAGGAACCUGGCCAAGGUCACCGGGCUGUCCCUCACCCAGGUCAGCAACUGGUUCAAGAACAGACGCCAGCGCGACCGCAACCCUUCCGAAGCGCAGUCCAAGAGUGAAUCUGAUGGCAACCACAGCACUGAAGACGAAUCAAGCAAAGGCCAAGAUGACCUGUCUCCUCAUCCUCUCUCCAACUCCUCAGAUGGUGUUUCCAACAUAAAUCCAUUAGGUCCUGCUGAUGCAGUAUACAUGCAGCACAUUGGAAAUAAAAUAUCCUUAAGUCCUUCUGGUGUUUUGUUAAAUGGUAGCUUGGUACCUACAAAUACUUCACCUGUCUUCUUAAAUGGCAGCUCAUUUAUCCAGGGACCUAAUGGAGUACUUCUUAAUGGUUUAAAUGUAGCAAAUUCACAGACUUUGACCUUGAAUCCAUCAAAAUUGGCCUCAACAGUUGUAAGCAAUGGUGCAUCAAAUGCUGAUGUCUUGGUGUCUUCCACAGAAGAAAUUAAGGACUUCAAAGUUCCUCAGACUGGCCUGACUGAUUCCAACACAACUUACAGUGCAAAUUUACCACCAUCCUUUCCCGGAUUAAUACCUGCCACAGAAGUCAAAACUGAAACUCUACAGCCUGUAAGUUCUCAAGAUGGAGGAACUGUAGUCACUUUCACCACCCCCAUCCAAAUAAACCCAUAUGGCAUAGUUCAGAUCCCGAAUUCAGGAACAAAUGGUCAACUGAUCAAUGGAAGUAUAGGAUUUUCCACACUCCAGCUGCCUUCUGUUGCUGUUUCACAAGGUAAUCUCUCUGUCACUCCUGGUACUGAUGGGGGAAUAUUUACUAGCGAUACCACCUCAAGUGGAGAUCAGGGGAAAGUAUUUCUCAGCUCACUUCCACACAGCACAGUCGUGUACACAGUUCCGCAUUCUAUUAAACAGGAUGGACUGGAAAGAAGCCUUGUUUUUUCUCCGUUAAUGCCUGUCAAUCAAAGCACAGCACAAGUUAACAUUAGCAUGCCUUCAGAUGAUGCUCUGCACUCUGUUGCAGCAUCAUUAGUAAACGGAACUCACGCACAGAAUUUUUCACUUCCUCCAUCUACCUUAAUAACUACUUCUGCACAUCUUGCCUCUGUUGCAGGCAAUCAGUCUAUAGCUGUAAACCAGGCUAUUUCAGUCCCUGCAACUACGACAACUAGUGGGACUGCCACUAGCAAUUCUAACUUUACCCCUUUGCAAAAUUGUCACUACAUUGCCACCCAAGACCUCCUUUCUGUCUCUUCUGCACAAUCAACCCUUGGGGGGUCAGUUCUUUCAACCAGCAGUAAUACCAGCCACCCUGCUUCACAAGUCCAUCAGGAUUUCAGUAGCCAGCACAACCUGGUUCUGCAACCUCUGAAUGACACUAAAGAGAAUUAUUUGCCCAUAUCUCAGAACAGUACAAUAAGUGGCAGUGUCAUGUUGUUAGAUACAAAAUCAAAGUAUGUGGUCAGCAAUAUGGUCAAUAGUGGCUGCGAAGAACUUGAAACUGACAAAAAGGACCUGGCCAAGCUCCAGAAUGUUCAAAUGGAUGAAGAUAUGCAAGAUUUAUAAUUGGAGAAAUUCCAUUAAUUUUUGAUUGGUAUAAUAGCAAACUGCCACUUAGGUAUGAUUUGCUCGGAAUGUUGGGUUUUGGAAAGACAGCACUGCUUUUUUUCGUUUUCAGUUGAAUUCUUACCCUUUUCUGAAUUAUGGGUAUUAAAGGGAACACAACUUAAUGAACCUCGGUUUGUUGUAUGAACUAUCAGGGCAUGUUUAAAUAUAUCCCAUUCUUUUUUUUUAAAGAAUGGGAUAAAUGCUGGAAUUUGUAUCUUCAGUCCUCAUUUUUUAGAAAGGAAUGGUAUAUAUCACUUUGUUUAGUUUUGGGAGUGCCUCUUGGUUCACUCUCAUAGUUGUGUUUUUUGUCUUUUUGUUUUUUUUUUAAAUGAACUAAAAAUUUAAACGUUACAUUUCAGCAUUGAUUUCCCACUUACUCCUUACUAAGCAUUUUGUUGGCUAGAGACUGUUUUAAUUAAUGCUAGCUUUAAUGUAAAAAUGAAACUGUGGAAUGUCAAAUGAUUUACCUAAGGUAUUGUAUGCAAGCCUUUUAACCUUACCAGUGUGUACGAUUUAUGUACAAGACACUGAUUCUUCCACCCCCUUUAAAAGUUGCAAACCUGUAGAAAUACAAUUUCAGCACUAUCAUGCAUUACACACAUUAAAAACACUAUAUUAAACCUGCAAAGGUACAGGCAAAUGUAAUUCAACCUCAAAGUUAUUUAAUGAACGAACUAUCAGAUCUUAUAACUUUCCGCUUCUUAUUAUAAAUAAGGAAAUAUAGUUCAUGCUACACAGUUCCUUGGUGCCUUUUGGCCUAUUGGCCAUUAUUUGUAGAAAGCACAUUGUAAAGAAAAAUAGAGCUUAAGACUGUUUGUUUAUAGAUCUCUUCAUGUUAUGAAACCUUUGUAGUAUAAUUUCUAUUCACGGCAAUCCUGUCUUGAUGGUGUGGAUCCUAAUGUAGUAAUAUAAAGAAAUAUUUUGUUUUUUAUAACUAGGCACACAAUAGUGAGUUGGUCUGCUAACAGAAGGACAAUCAUACAUUCUAUGUAGAAUACAUUCUAAAUACCCAUGACUCUUAAUACUGUUUCCCCAACUUCAAACACUACAUUUAUCAGAAUUGUUUUGCACUAUUUUACCAUGUAAAAAUAGUUAUUACCAUUUCACUAUUGCAUGAAACCUGCCUUAAUCUAUAUAAUUAGAUACAAAAAUGCUAUUUAUAUUCAAGGCCUUUGCUUAUUAGAGUGGGAAACACAGUCAAGUUCUUUUUCUUCAGAUUCUUUUGUUUUGAAGAUCUCUUUAUCUACCAUCCUCUUUGGGUCUGUGUAUCUCUGUAGCUCAUGCAUUUUUGUAGGGUUGUGUUCAAAAAUAGUUUUUACAUCCUACAACUAGAAAUGGUAAAACAAUCUUUACCUGAAAUGUCUGCUUUGGUAAUGUUUAACUUUUUUUUUAGUAAAAAAAAAAAUACAAUGCAUGUCUAAUAUUGGAACUAUUAUUUUAAUAUGAAAGAAGAAAAAUCUUUUGCAUGUUCUAUUUAUUUUUCUUUUCCUUUUUAUGUUGCUUUUGUGCCUUAAAAAAUAUUGCAAAUCAUAAAAAUGCAUCUGCAGUGGUAAAGUAGGUUAAUGUUGUUAAAACCAUUUGCGGUAAAGGUACCAACCUCAUGUCAUACAGCAUUUCUUUGCAGUUACCUAACCAAAGAGGUAUCAUGUUUUUUUUGUUUUGUUUUGUUUUCAUUGUACUGUAAUAGGGAUUUAUGCCUGGACAAGUUUUAUUGUAUUCUGAAAUGAUGUGAACUUAUUUUUCUAAACACUAUACUGAAUAAACUUUUAUAUUUAUAA